GGAGAAGGAAGUCAGAAGAGAGGGCUGUGUAUGGGGUAGGUUUGUUAGAACAACCGUCAAAGACCAACUUUGUAAGAGACAGAAAGAACAUCUGCAAAUACAAUGCUGUUCCUGCAACUUGUGCUGCUGGUGGUUCUCCUCCCAGGCAGUGACAGUGAAGAUGUGCAGGAGCCAAUUUCCUUCCAAAUUACCCUGACUGUAUCCUUUUACAACCGUUCCUGGACACAAAGUCUGGGUUCAGCUUGGCUGGAUGAGAUACAGACUCAUGGCUGGGACAACAAGACUGGUGCUUUCAUUUUCUUGUGGCCUUGGUCCAAAGGCAACUGGAGCCACAUGGAGCUGAUGAAAUUGGAAAAGUUACUCUAUGCAUACUUCAUUGGACUUUGUCAGGUGUUUCAAGACCAUGUCAGACACUGGCAGCUUGAAUAUCCAUUUCAGAUACAGCUGGCAGAAGGCUGUGAGCUACACUUUGGGGAAGCAUCAGUAGGAUUUGUGAAGUUUGCUUAUCAAGGGGUGGAUCUCACGAGCUUCCAGAACAUGACAUGGUGGCCAUCUCCAAAGGGAGGAAGUAGGGCUCAAGAGGUCUGCAAACUAUUCAAUCAGGACCAUGUGAUCAAUGAAGAAAUACACACACUUUUCAGUGAUACCUGCCCCAAGUUCCUGUUGGGUCUUCUUGAUGCAGGAAAGGCAGAUCUCCAGCGGCAAGUGAGACCAGAGGCCUGGCUGUCCACUGGCCCUAGUCCCAGUCCUGAUCGUCUCUUGCUGGUGUGCCAUGUCUCUGGGUUCUAUCCAAAGCCUGUGUUGGUGAUGUGGAUGCGUGGUGAGCAGGAGCAACAGCGCACCCAGCAAAGUGAAGUCCUGCCCCAUGCUGAUGGGACAUGGUAUCUUCAGGUGUCCUUGGAUGUGAAAACCAGGGAGGCAGCUGGCCUGUUGUGCCGGGUGAGGCACAGCAGUCUAGGAGGCCAAGACAUGGUCCUCUACUGGGAGCAGCCCCACUCCAAGGGAUUGGUUUUCCUGGCAGUGAUGGUGCCCUUGGUGCUUCUGGCAGGUCUGACAUUGUGGCUCUGGAAGGGCUGGAAAACACAGUGGAGACAUCAGUGCACUGGCUUCUCCUUGGAGUGA
This is a messenger RNA of Enhydra lutris kenyoni (northern sea otter), 1122 nucleotides long. RefSeq names its product T-cell surface glycoprotein CD1a-like. Gene Ontology annotation, cellular component: external side of plasma membrane. Lineage: Eukaryota; Metazoa; Chordata; Mammalia; Carnivora; Mustelidae. Gene Ontology annotation, molecular function: exogenous lipid antigen binding; endogenous lipid antigen binding; lipopeptide binding. The record is from RefSeq and is a predicted model, not a curated record. Bases 103 to 1122 code for a protein of 339 amino acids. The transcript is spliced from 6 exons. Gene Ontology annotation, biological process: positive regulation of T cell mediated cytotoxicity; immune response; antigen processing and presentation, endogenous lipid antigen via MHC class Ib.